UUGUUCUCUUUACUGUCCUCUCUUAAUUUAAUUUUUUUUCUCUUUCUCUCUCCACAAUCCAUUUCUUUCUUUUUCUCUCCACAAUCCAUUUCUUUCUUUCUCUCUCCACAAUCCAUUUCUUUCUUUCUCUCUCCACAAUCCUUCACUUUGUUUCCCUCUCCACAAUCCAUUUCUUUCUUUCUCUCUCUGCAAUACAUUUCUUUCUUUCCCCACUCCGUAAUCCAUUUCUUUCUUUUCCUCCCCAUAAUCCAUUUCUUUCUUUCUCUCUCUGCAAUCCAUUUCUUUCUUUCUCUCUCUCACCGCAAUCCAUUUAUUUCUUUCUCUCUCUCACCGCAAUCCAUUUAUUUCUUUCUCUCUCCACAAUCCUUCACUUUAAUCCGUUUCUUUCUUUCUUUCUCCAUAAUCCAUUUCUUUCUUUCCCUUUCCAUAAUCCAUUUCUUUUUCCUCUCCACAAUCCAUUUCUUUCUUUCCCUCUCCACAAUCCGUUUCUUUCUUUCCCUCUCCACAAUCCAUUUCUUUCUUUCCUUCCACAAUCUAUUUUCUUUCUUUCCUUCUGCAAUCCAUUUCUUUCUUUCCCUCUCCACAAUCCUUUUCUUUCUUUCCCUCUCCAUAAUCCAUUUCUUUCUUUCCCUCUCCAAUCCAUUUCUUUCUUUCCCUCUCCUCAAUCCAUUUCUUUCUUUCCCUCUCCAUAAUCCAUUUCUUUCUUUUCUCUCCACAAUCCGUUUCUUUCUUUCCUUUCUUCACAAUCCAUUUCUUUCUUUCCCUCUCCUUCUCAAUCCGUUUCUUUUCUUUCCCUCUCUGCAAUCCAUUUCUUUCUUUCCCUCUCCACAAUCCGUUCUUUUCUUUCCCUCUCUGCAAUCCAUUUCUUUCUUUCCUCUUCAAUCCGUUUCUUUUCUUUCCCUCUCUGCAAUCCAUUUCUUUCUUUCCCUCUCCACAAUCCGUUUCUUUUCUUUCCCUCCAUCCAUUUCUUUCUUUCCUCUCCACAAUCCGUUUCUUUCUUUCUCUCUUUCCAUUUCUUUCUUUCCCUUCCAUUUCUUUCUUUCCUCUCCACAAUCCAUUUCUUUCUUUCCCUCUUCACAAUCCGUUUCUUUCUUUCCCUCUCCACAAUCCAUUUCUUUCUUUCCCUCUUCACAAUCCAUUUCUUUCUUUCCCUCUCCACAAUCCGUUUCUUUCUUUCCCUCUUCACAAUCCAUUUCUUUCCCUCUCCACAAUCCGUUUCUUUUUUUCUUUUCCCUCUUCACAAUCCAUUUCUUUCUUUCCCUCUCCACAAUCCGUUUCUUUUCUUUUCCCUCUCCACAAUCCAUUUCUUUUUCCUCUCCACAAUCCAUUUCUUUCUUUCCCUCUCCACAAUCCAUUUCUUUCUUUCCCUCUUCACAAUCCGUUUCUUUCUUUCCCUCUUCACAAUCCAUUUCUUUCUUUCCCUCUCCACAAUCCAUUUCUUUCUUUCCCUCUUCACAAUCCAUUUCUUUCUUUCCCUCUCCACAAUCCAUUUCUUUCUUUCCCUCUUCACAAUCCAUUUCUUUCUUUCCCUCUCCACAAUCCGUUUCUUUCUUUCCCUCUCCACAAUCCGUUUCUUUCUUUCCCUCUUCACAAUCCAUUUCUUUCUUUCCCUCUCCACAAUCCGUUUCUUUCUUUCCUCUCCACAAUCCAUUUCUUUCUUUCCCUCUACAAUCCAUUUCUUUCUUUCCCUCUUCACAAUCCAUUUCUUUCUUUCCCUUCACAAUCCAUUUCUUUCUUUCCCUCUCCACAAUCCAUUUCUUUCUUUCCUCUCCACAAUCCAUUUCUUUCUUUCCCUCUCCACAAUCAUUUCUUUCUUUCCCUCUCCACAAUCCGUUUUUCUUUCUUCCUCUCCACAAUCCGUUUCUUUCUUUCCUCUUUCAAUUUCUUUCUUCCCUCUCCACAAUCCAUUUCUUUCUUUCCUCUCCACAAUCCAUUUCUUUCUUUCCCUCCACAAUCCAUUUCUUUCCCCCCUCACAAUCCAUUUCUUUUUUUCCUCUCCACAAUCCAUUUCUUUUUUUCCCUCUUCACAAUCCAUUUCUUUCUUUCCCUCUUCACAAUCCGUUUCUUUCUUUCCCUCUUCACAAUCUUUUUUCUUUCUUUCCUCUCCACAAUCCGUUUCUUUCUUUCUCCACAAUCCAUUUCUUUCUUUCCCUCUUCACAAUCCAUUUCUUUCUUUCCCUCUUCACAAUCCACAAUCCAUUUCUUUCUUUCCCUCUUCACAAUCCAUUUCUUUCUUUUUCCCUCUUCACAAUCCAUUUUCUUUCUUUCCCUCUUCACAAUCCAUUUCUUUCUUUUCCUCUCCACAAUCCGUUUUUUCUUUUUCCUCUCCACAAUCCAUUUCUUUUUUCCCUCUCCACAAUCCGUUUCUUUUCUUUCCCUCUCUGCAAUCCAUUUCUUUCUUUCCUCUCCACAAUCCGUUUUCUUUUUUUCCCUCUCUGCAAUCCAUUUCUUUCUUUUCCCUCUCCACAAUCCGUUUCUUUCUUUCCUCUCCACAAUCCAUUCUUUCUUUCCCCUCUCCACAAUCCGUUUCUUUCUUUCCCUCUCUGCAAUCCAUUUCUUUCUUUCCCUCUCACAAUCCGUUUCUUUCUUUCCUCUCUGCAAUCCAUUUCUUUUCUUUCCCUCUCCACAAUCCGUUUCUUUCUUUCCCUCUCCACAAUCCAUUUCUUUCUUUCCCUCUCCACAAUCCGUUUCUUUCUUUCCCUCUCUGCAAUCCAUUUCUUUCUUUCCCUCUCCACAAUCCGUUUCUUUCUUUCCCUCUCUGCAAUCCAUUUCUUUCUUUCCCUCUCCACAAUCCGUUUCUUUCUUUCCCUCUCCACAAUCCAUUUCUUUCUUUCCCUCUCCACAAUCCAUUUCUUUCUUUCCCUCUCCACAAUCCAUUUCUUUCUUUCCCUCUCCAUAAUCCGUUUCUUUCUUUUCCUCUGCAAUCCAUUUCUUUCUUUCCCUCUCCACAAUCCGUUUCUUUCUUUCCCCCUCCGCAAUCCAUUUCUUUCUUUCCUCUUCACAAUCCAUUUCUUUCUUUCCCUCUCCACAAUCCAUUUCUUUCUUUCCCUCUCCACAAUCCGUUUCUUUCUUUCCCUCUCCGCAAUCCAUUUCUUUCUUUCCCUCUCCACAAUCCGUUUCUUUCUUUCCCUCUCCACAAUCCGUUUCUUUCUUUCCCUCUCCGCAAUCCGUUUCUUUCUUUCCCUCUCCAUAAUCCAUUUCUUUCUUUCCCUCUCUGCAAUCCAUUUCUUUCUUUCCCUCUCCACAAUCCGUUUCUUUCUUUCCCUCUCCGCAAUCCGUUUCUUUCUUUCCCUCUCCAUAAUCCAUUUCUUUCUUUCCCUUUCCAUAAUCCAUUUCUUUCUUUCCCUCUCCACAAUCCGUUUCUUUCUUUCCCUCUCCACAAUCCAUUUCUUUCUUUCCCUCUUCACAAUCCAUUUCUUUCUUUCCCUCUCCACAAUCCAUUUCUUUCUUUCUCUAUCUACAAUCAUUUUCUUUCUUUCUCUCCCCAUAAUCCUUUUCCUUCUCUCUCUCUCUCUCUUGUAG
Molecule: messenger RNA, 3522 nt
Organism: Acanthosepion pharaonis
Lineage: Eukaryota; Metazoa; Mollusca; Cephalopoda; Sepiida; Sepiidae
Source: the annotation of a GenBank genome assembly